ACAAUUGUUAAAAGCCGGCGGCUCGGGCGCGUGGAGACGCACUUUCGGUCCGUAAACCGCGUUCGCCAUGUCACCGCGAGUCGUGCUCCGCCUCGCCGUCGUCCUCGCGACGAUCGCCGCGCUGGCGCGGUUCUGCGCCGCCGACAAGUGCAAGAAGAAGAUCCGGACGAUCAUCUACGACAGGUGCAACCUCCGCAGCAAGCGCAGCAGCCCGCUCCUCGACUCGUUCGGCGCCCUUCCAAGCGACAGGCAGCCGGGGCACGAGCACGCAGCCAAGCGCCAAAUCAUGUCGAUCCACGAGAUCUUCGUGGCGUCGAGGGUGCCGAUCUACCGCCUGUCGUACCCGAUCUACCCGAGGCACCAGUACGCGCCGCCUAUUCCGGCCAGCAACGCCGACGUCUAUCGGGUGCAGCCGCCGAGGGCCGAGUCCUUGCCGCAGGAGAGCCACAGCGAGGUGGGCUUCGAGAUGAGCUACGAGGAGAUGGUCGAGCUGCUCGACGAGUUCUACGAGCGCAUGCCGCGAGGCGCCAGGAGCCGCGAGGAGGUGCAGAAAGAGGUCUGGCCGCUGAUCGAGCAGUGCUGCAAGGACAUCGACCACUGCAAGAUGAGAACGGACUGUCCCUUCAACUGACCCUCUGCCCUCGCAAUUCCCCGGCUCGCCGACGUCGUUGCCACUCGACGCAUAUAACUUUGGACGCUGCAUGCGUUCUCUCGUGGGCGCCACUAUCGUCGCCUUAUCGUGGCGAACAUGUAUUUAUUGCUCUGUGUACAUGCGCGAAAGAGACACGUGUCGCGGGCGUGCCUCAGCAUCAUCUCUCUCCGUCUGUCUGUCUGUCUGUCUGUCUCUCUUUCUCUCUCGCUGCUGUUCUGUGUGUAACCCCAAUCUGGCGCUCGCUUGCACGGAGCGCCGCUGUAAAUAAAUAUCGCAAUUGUAAAAAAAAGCACAUGUGUAUGUCUACGAGACAAGUGUGCAACAAUAAGAGGAAUGCAUAGUA
Phymastichus coffea is the source of this 995-nucleotide messenger RNA. RefSeq lists its product as uncharacterized. The transcript is spliced from 3 exons. Lineage: Eukaryota; Metazoa; Arthropoda; Insecta; Hymenoptera; Eulophidae. The coding region runs from base 68 to 631 and encodes 187 amino acids. The record is from RefSeq and is a predicted model, not a curated record.